Molecule: messenger RNA, 516 nt
Organism: Spodoptera frugiperda (fall armyworm)
Lineage: Eukaryota; Metazoa; Arthropoda; Insecta; Lepidoptera; Noctuidae
Product: peritrophin-1-like
Exons: 2
Coding region: 131-376 (81 amino acids)
Cellular component (GO): extracellular region
Molecular function (GO): chitin binding
Source: RefSeq, a predicted model, not a curated record
AAAUUAUAAUAAUUGUUGCAUUCACUAUCGCACAGAUUCUAUCAUAGGUAAAAACCACUUGUUGGGUAUAAAUUGAAACAGUUGGAGCACAGUUGUAUCUUGUGAAGAGUUUCAACAAUAACGAUUCAACAUGAAAGUCCUACUGUUCUUCAUGCUCUGCGUAGUGCUUGUGUACGCAAAAUCCGCGUCUCUUUGCCCAGAGACCACUGAUGGCGGUGUUACGAUGAUACCCCAUGAAUUCUGCAACCAAUUCUACGUCUGCUCCAGUGGACACAGGUUUGAAAUGACCUGUCCCGCUGGUCUUUGGUUUGACACUGAGCGUCAACAAUGCAACUUCCCCCAUAUGGCAAACUGUGAGGGCAGAAUCGUACCCUAGGCGCUGGUGACGGAGAUCAGAAUCGGGUGUAAAAAUAUGCAAAAGUAACAUACCUUUAUUACAAUGUAUGCAUAUUUUUUGUUCAAAGAAACGAAGAAUUCCUGGCUUGUUCAUAAUUAAUAAAUCGUUAUGCAAUAUUA